Molecule: messenger RNA, 1286 nt
Organism: Cornus florida
Lineage: Eukaryota; Viridiplantae; Streptophyta; Magnoliopsida; Cornales; Cornaceae
Product: tetraspanin-8
Exons: 2
Coding region: 273-1082 (269 amino acids)
Biological process (GO): auxin-activated signaling pathway
Cellular component (GO): plasma membrane; plasmodesma
Source: RefSeq, a predicted model, not a curated record
CAAAUCAGAAAGCGAGUACAUCCUUACCUACUCGCACCAACCCAACUCCAAUUAAACGUAUAGCGCGUCAAGUUUCACGAACCUUCUUCGAAGUCCCACACCAUAACUGAACCAGAUCCCUCCCUCCUCCUCCUCAUAUAAAACAAAGAAUACACCCUCUCUCUCUGCACUCAAUCUCCUGUUGAAGCUCUCUACUUCUGUUCAUAUUCCUCCUUCACGAGUUCUUACACUUAAGUUUUCAGAGAGAGAGAGAGAGAGAGAAUUAAUUGAAUAUGUUUCGGGUGAGCAACAAUCUGGUAGGUAUUCUCAACUUCAUCACCUUCCUCCUCUCGAUCCCAAUCGUCGUCGCCGGAGUAUGGCUUUCACGACAGGGAACCACUGAGUGCGAGAGGUUCCUGGAGAAACCUGUAAUCGCGCUGGGCGUGUUCCUGAUGCUGGUCUCACUGGCCGGCCUAAUCGGCGCGUGCUGUCGCGUGUCGUUGCUCCUGUGGAUCUACUUGUUCGUGAUGUUCCUCCUCAUCGUGCUUCUCUUCUGCUUCACUAUCUUCGCAUUCGUGGUGACCAACAAGGGGGCUGGAGAGGCGACAUCGGGUAGAGGGUAUAAGGAGUAUAGGUUGGGUGAUUACUCCAACUGGUUGCAGAAAAGGGUUAGUAGUACCAAGAAUUGGAACAAGAUCAAGAGUUGUUUGAUGGACAGUAAGGUUUGCAAGUCUUUAAUUGAUAAUAGGGCUAACACCCAGGUUCAACAGUUCUAUCUCCAGCACUUGUCCGCCAUUCAGUCCGGUUGCUGUAAGCCAGCGGAUCACUGCAAUUUUGUGUAUGUUAGCCCAACCCAGUGGACCAAAACAAACAGCUCAUCGUCAACGAAUCCCGACUGCGAUGCAUGGAGCAAUGACCAAAACGUAUUGUGCUUCAACUGCCAGUCAUGCAAGGCUGGGCUGCUGGACAACAUCAGGAGUGACUGGAAGAAGGUGGCUAUCGUCAACAUCAUAUUCCUCAUCUUCCUUAUCAUUGUAUACUCCGUUGGGUGUUGUGCAUUUAGGAACAACAGGGAGGACAAUUCAUAUAAACCAUACCCUUGAGAGAUGGAUAGAAAGAUUUUUAGAGAGGGAAAGAAACGUUUCAGUGAUAUGUUUGCAUUCUCACUCUUUUACUACUAAUCACUGCCUUAAUAUUCCUUUCUAUCUUGUACAGUUGUUUUUGUCUUGAUUUCGACUUAUUUAGAUACUAUCAACUCAUGAGAUUUCUAUUUGAAGAAAUAUGCUAUUAUGGAGUUUCUUAUUGCA